Podarcis lilfordi (Lilford's wall lizard) is the source of this 11323-nucleotide messenger RNA. Lineage: Eukaryota; Metazoa; Chordata; Lepidosauria; Squamata; Lacertidae. The record is from the annotation of a GenBank genome assembly.
AUUCUCGAGCGACGGAAGUCCGCCUGCCUGUCCCUGCUGCGGGGCGAUAUGAGCGGAGGUGAGUCCGCGGCGCCUGGCGUCGCCUCCCCGCUGCUGCCGGCCCGGGAUUUCAGGCAAAAACGGGGCGGGGAAGGAUCGGCGGGGCGAUUCUGGCUCCUUCCGCGGGCUCCUGUUGCGUUAGCCCGGAGGGAGGGAGGGAGUCAGGUUCCUCCUCUCUGUGUGUGUUUUAAGUCCUGGUUCUGUGGUGUGGCUGCAUCUGAGCAUGUGCUGAGUGUUUUUCCUGGUCCUUAAAUAUGUGCAGAACUCCUCCCCCUCUUUUUUUAAAAAAGAAAACUGCAUUUAAAAUGGGAUCUAAGCACUCACUGCUUAGCACAAUUUCCACCCCUCCUUGGGAUUCAGGUGUAAACGUAGGCUACUAAACACCCACUGAAAUGCACAAACGUAUCUCCACACACACAGAGAUCAGCUUUCAUUUGCAUGUUAACAGCAUUUGUGCUAACUGGAGCAAAAGUAAUUGUUUACAGCUUUCUCUCCUCCACUUUCACUCUCCCCUCCCCCACACCUCUUCCUUUACUGGCAACUUUCUUUGGCUUUUAGGGCUAGUAAAAUUUUGUUUGCUUGGCACCCCUCCAUUGCCUCCAGAGACAGACAGGUGCCAACUGCCUACACAUUUGCUUACAUUUCCUAUCUGUAAAAUGAAAAUAAUAGUAUUUAACUCAAAGAGCUAUUACAAAGAUUUUCUUUUAUUUUCUUACAAUUAUAUCCCACCUGUCUUUCAUCAUAGAGCUCAAGGUUACAUACACCUGGUUCCCAUCAACACUACAGUAUUCAGAAAGAAAGAAAUGUAACUCCCAAGGGCUGCUGCUGUAUCUAUUUAAAAAGACACUGCAAGCUUUCCACACUGAGCAGGUGUUAUAGCACCUCUGUGGAUGGAUGUAGACUCAGAGAAUCAUAGAAUUGUAGAUUUGGAAGGGACCCUGAAGGUCAUUAAUCCAAGACCCUGCAAUGCAGGAAUCUCAGCUAAAGCAUCCAUCCGCUCUCUGCUUAAAAACCUCCAAGGAAUGAGAGGCCACUACCUUCUGAGGGAGUCUGUUCCACUGUUGUACAUCUCUUACUGAUGUUUAGUUGGAAUCUCCUUUCUUCUGCCUGUAGAUUGGGGUGGGGAAGCUGUGUUCCUCCAGAUGUUGUUGAACUCCAGUUUUGACCAAGCCCAGCCAACAGGGCCAAUAAUGAUAAUGGGAGUUGCAGGCCCACAGCAUCUGGAGGGCCAAUGGUUCCUUGCACUUUCUGUAGAUCAUUAAGAGACAGCAACAAACAAAUUGGACAUAAGACUUUAAAUUUCAAUCCUCCUACAGAGCUGGGAAACUGUCAGCUAAUGUUUUCACAGUUUUGGGGGCUGAUGUUUCAUUAUUUUUUUCCAGAUGAUGAGCUGAACCUCUUAGUCAUUGUUGUUGACACUAACCCUAUUUGGUGGGGAAAGCAGGCAUUAGGAGGCUCAGAGGUAAGACUUUCCCGUUAUAUGUGAAACCUAUGCCAGGAUCAUUGAUUUUCUGUCCUUUUUUAAAAACAAUAACAACAACACUAAUUUGGAUGCAUUAUAAUCUAGAUUGAAGUCUUCAGCGUUGAUACUAAAUAAAUGUUCCUGUGAGUCUGAAGAACUUCCAAUUAAGUGUGUGGUCCUAUGUCCGUUGUAGUUAGAACUGGACUGAUAAUGUGCUAAUUCAGUGUGCUAAUGUGCUGUGUUCAGUUCAGAGCCAGCCCCAGGGGUCAGCAUUGUUGGGCAGUUGUCAAGGCCCAACAUAAGUACAGUUUGAUGAGAUGUUCACAAAUUUAAUUUCCCAUUUUAAAUCUUUGUGGUGUUUAAUAAUUCUCCCCUGCUUUUACCCACAGCUUACAUUAUCAAAAUGCCUCGAUGCAGCCAUGGUGUUGGGAAACUCGCACUUAUUUAUGAACCGCAACAACAAACUGGCUGUGAUAGCCAGUCAUAUACAGGAAAGGUAUUGUAGCUUUUUGGAUGGUUGUAGCUUUUUAAUGGUCAGGCAUUUGGAAAGAGAGCUGUGGAUAGACUAGACUAGGAAGAGGCUUUGGUGGGUGAAAUUCAAAUAGCAGCAUAUCAGAUUCUGAAGUUACACAGUGGUGGGAUGGCUGGCUCUCAGACUUACUCUUCUUUGGAGCCUCACAGAAGAUAUCAAACUGGCUGUUCUUUGGAAACAGUGCUGGCAACGAUGAAUUUUUUGUCUGACCCAGAAAAAGGAUUCAUGUAUUUGGACUUGCGCCAGGUGAGCAUGCGAAUGAUCCAGCAAGGCAGUGAUUGCUCACCUAGAGGCUUGUAGCCAGGUGAGCAUGUAAAGGGCAAAGGGGGCCUUACCGACCUCACAAUGUUGCUGUGAAAAUAAAUGAGAACUGAACUCUAAAGCAUUUUAUAUGCUGAAGUGUAUGAUAGAAAUCAGUAGGAACAAAAUCAUGCACGUUUUCUUUUUACUUUUCAUCUUGUCUUUAAUGCUGAAUGUUGUCUGAUGCUUCAUAUUGUGGCAAUUAAGUUAGUUAUGGUAAUUAUGUUAAUACAACUUCAAUUUCUCUUAGUCGUUUUCUCUACCCUGGAAAACAUUGGGCACCAGCUGAUCUUUUUGGUGAAUCUAAUAUAUCUGGCAGCAAGGAUGGAAAAUAUGAGUUGUUAACAACAAUAAAUGAAACUAUUGCAGAAGAGAUCAAGGACCUUAUGACUAACAGUAAGAUGAGAAGCUGGUUUGCUUUGCUUUGUUCCACAGCCUCUGUGUUUCCUACUUACUUUUUUCCUAAACCAUUUAACCCUAUGACCAGGUAGAGGGUUGACUUCCCUUAGAAUGCAUUACUAUGAAAGGCAGUUUUGCUUUAUGUAAGGGAUGGGGAACUUGGGGCCUCCAGAUGUUGUUCAGCUCCAAUCAGCCCCAGUCAGUGUGGUCAAUGGUCAGGACGUAACAUCUGGAGGCCUACAGGCUUGGAUGCAGACCCCUUGGAUGCCGCAUCAUCCACUUUCUCUUUUUCCUUCGUGGCUGUUCCCUCCACCCAAGUUGACACAGACAAUUGCCACCUGCUCUUACUUAGUCUUGAGAGAUGCCUACACUGCAAAUACCAUGUGUGAUUUAAAUGGCUAUACUAGUGGUUCUCAAACUUUUUUCUUUGGGCCACACUUUCCGGAAAAAAUGGUUUUUAAUUAAUAAGAAAACAAGAAGAAACAACUCCUAGCAGUGCCUGAUUUAUGACAUAGAACAAAAUGGCGUAUGAAAAUGGUGUAUCCAGGAAGUAUAAAACAAUGCAGCUUUAUAAGAACAGAAAUCACUCCCAAGGUAUAAAUGAGUCUUGUCCAGCACUCUGUUUGAACUACGAUUCUGGAUCACAACCAGGAUUGUCCUCAGUAUCACUUGAUGCUCUUGCUCUCAUUUUAAAUAGAUACCUAUCUUUAUUCUGCAAAUAAAAAAAUCAUUUUGAUAGUAUACUAUACUAUACUAUACUAUACUGCACUGAAAUGUUUAAAUGUUUCUUUGAUUGUCCUUGAAUCUUUCUGCCACACUUGCCAUUCUGUCCUGACACACCCUUUGAGGACCCCUGCACUAUACAUUUCUUUCUUUAGUUUCUAACAUUUUAGAUCUCCUUUCCCAGGCAGUCUCCCAUCCAGGCACUGACGACCAGACCCAGACAUGCUUAGCUUCAGCAAAGGAGUGGUCUCAUGUGCCUUUGAAUUAUUCCCUAGAACAGAAGGCACCAAUCUUUUCAGGCUUGUGGGCACAUUUGCAAACUAGAGAACCUUGUGGGCACUGCACACAUACUAGAACCAGGCACACAACACAACCUGUUCUAUAAGCUACAAUAGAAUCCUUCUUUCAAGUCUAAUUUCCAUGGGGGAAGGAAAUCCACAGCAAAUGGUUAACAGGUUUUCAUCAUCCUAAACAACUACCUGUAGUUAAAGCAUAAUGUGCAAUUAACACAAUAAAGCCAAGAAAUACCAAACCAUGUACUCAUUUUGUCUGUGUGUUGUGUUUGUGUGUGUGAUUUCUCUUUUGUGGCAGCUGAAAUAAGAGGGCAGCAGACUGAAUCAUUACUGGCAGGAUCUCUUGCUAAAGCAAUUUGCUGUAUCCUUCUGAAACCAGACUUGUAAAGUUUUUCCUGUUCUUUCAAAACCAAAGCAUGGAGAUAAUUUAUGCAAUCACUCCUGGAUUUGUUGUAUGUAUGUGUUGUGCUGUCAUUCUGCAUCAUACUUUAUACAGGGUUUUAUAAGCAAAAAAAAGGGUGGGAGGAGAGCGGUAGGUCUCUUCCCCCAAGGAGCGUCCAGUGUAUACAUACAUCUUGACAGUGGAGCAUCCAGUAUACAUUUGGACGGGGGAAGGGAGAGACAGACAAGCAUAGCAAGAGAGAACUGGGGAUAAAUGAAACUAUCCAUACUUGGGCAUGGUCGCAGUUCAGGAAGGAGGAUGAAGGAGUUAUGCUAAAUGUUUAAUGGAAAAGGCAAGGAGAGAGCUGAUUGAUGCAAAAGAGGUGGCAGUUCAUACAUAUUCACCCAUGGAAGCAUAAAAAGGUGCCUUAUAUAUCAGGCCAGAUGUAUUUGUACCCAUAGCCCAGAAAUUCUGCUUUUAUAACAUCUGUUACAUGAAGAUGCUCUUAUUUUUAACAAAUUAUUCCUGAAUAUUACAUGUCUUAGAUAUUCACAGGAUGACUAAAGAGGGAAAAGGUACAGUAUUAUGCUUAACUCAGUAACAGUUACUGGGGUUUUUAAAAUAGAAAAUGGGAACAAAUUAAGAGAGAGAGAAAUGUGGGUUGACUUUUUUUCAUCUUUAUUACUCUGAAUUAAAUGAGCUUACUACUCUUAAGAUUUAUUAAUUGAUCUUUGCAUGUGUGUGUUGUUUUCUGUGCAGAUAUUAGAUAUAAUUUAGCCUAAUGCAUUCAUACCUGAGCCCUGGUUAAGGUCUGAAACAUACAGCAAAACUAUAGUAUAGCUUGCCAAACUAAGCUCUGGACUUGGAAGGCAAAUAUAGGGAAACCCCUGUUUUAAACUAUGGUUUGCAGUUAACCGUGGUUGAUAUUAACAAGAGUUUCUGAAAUAUCUUUAAACGAAGGUUUCAUAUCCUGUUUUCCAGCCAGUCCUUAACAAUGUUUGGGGUAUAUAGGAAGCAGUCUUACAGCAUGCCAGAUUGUUUGUCUAUCUAUCCCAGUUUGCUCCAGUAUGUGCCCUUGUGGUCCUCUCCAGACUUCAGGGUCUCAGUCAGAGAAGGAUCUUCCCAUCACUUCAUAGAAUCAUAGAAUUGUAGAGUUGGAAGGGACCACAGGGGUCAUCUACCCCAACCCCUUGCAAUGCAGGAAUCUUUUGCAAAGGAAUCUCUUAAUCCCAUCACCCUGGGAUUAAGAGUCUCAUGCUCUACUAACUGAGCUGCCAAGGCGGAUUCCUGGAUCCUUUUUUUUUUAACUGGAGAUGUCAGGUGUUGAACCCGCAACUGCAUGGCAAGCAUGUGCUGAGCUAUGAUUAUAGUCAGGUGACUCAACAUUUAACUUUGCUUAAAGAAAACAAACAAUGGAGACUGCAUAGAGAUUUUGUGAACAGAUUGACAGCAAAGCUUUGGAGUUAGAUACAAUUUUUUUUAUAUAUAUUUCUCCUCUUUCCUCCUCCCCUCCUUCAAUAUGCAGCCAGCCAGGAAAUCAAGUCUAGGAUUUUGGUAAGACUUUUCAGAUUUCCUUACAAAUACUGAAUCCCAGCAGACUCCACUUGGUCAGUAUAGUAGACUAAGAAAUGCCGAUUUCUUCACCCAGGUCAUAAAAGCUGCUGAAGACAGUGCGUUGCAGUACAUGAACUUCAUGAAUGUGAUCUUUGCAGCCCAGAAACAGGUGAUGCCAAUAGUUGAUUCUGACACCGGUAGUAUUUCUUAACAUGUUUAAAUCAGGGGCAUACUCGGGUUGGCCCCCACCAAGGAUGCAGGCCCACGGGGUGCAAAAAUUGUGCCUCUCCACUCUGGCUUGGAGCGGCUCAUCAUCAGUCCACCUGCUCCCUGGGCUACUUCUCCCCUGGGUGCCUCAGCAGAGGUCGCCAGGAACGGGAGAGUGCCAGCGCUGCUCUUCUAUAGAGUCGGACCACUGGUCCAUUUAGUUCAGUACUAUCUUCUGCACUGACUGACAGCGGCCCUCCAGCGUUUCAAACAGCUCAUCUCCCCUACCUGGAGAUGCCAGGGUUUGAGCUUGGGGCCUCCUACAUACAAAGCAGAUGUUCUACCGCUGCGCUGCAGCCUUUGCCCCAUAUCCAGGCUUCAAGGAUUAAAGUCCACAUCCUCACUUGCCUUCACCAUGAACUCGUGGACCCAGCUCAGUUCUGAUGCUAAACCUUAGUGGAUUCUUGCAAGAAUGAGCUGCAGCAAACCUCAAGCUUGCCUACCCUUCCCUUUAAUAUUCUGUUGGGAGCUGCCCAGAGUGGCUGGGGAAACCCAGCCAGAUGGGCGGGGUAUAAAUAAAUUAUUAUUAUUACUAUUACUAUUAUUGUUACUACUUCUCCUUUCCUGCUUGUAUUAAUGUGCAAGCCCCUUAAUAAUUUGGGGCUGCCUGAUCCCUUAUCUUCCUGCCGAAUCACUGAGGUCUUUGCAGGAGGAAGGGGGGGUCACUAUUAGUGGCACCCCCAGAGUCCUGCAUUCACAGUUGUGGUUGCAAUUUUGUGGAACUCUUCCAGUUGAGGUCAGUCAGACCUCCACCCUGUUGAACUUCCAGUGCCUCCUGUUGCCUUUUUUAAAACUCCAGCUAGCAUUUUAAUUGGAGCUUGACUUUAGAACUGAUUUUCACUUUUUAUAUUGCAUCCUUGUAAACCACCCAGAGAUGGUAUAUAAAUGGUUUAAAUAAAAAGACAAAACUCCUCUUUCCUUUACUCACAUUUUCAAUAAAACCUAACUCUCAUUUCCCCUGGUUUUUCAGAAUAUUUUGAUUGAUGCCUGCGUUCUGGAUUCUGAUUCAGGGCUCUUGCAGCAGGUAAGAUGUUACUGAGUAAUUGUCAUUGGCUGCAUAAAUUUGGAGUAGGUGGGGCAGGGAGGGGAAAGAAGAGUGAGAAGUCAUCCAGACAAAGGAGGCACAGCUGCUGGUUGUUAUACUUUAUUUACCAGAAUGCAUUAGUUGUGAUUCCUGCACUGCAGGGGGUUGGACUAGGUGACCCCACGGGGUCCCUUCUAACUCUACAAUUCUGUCUGUCUGUCCAGCAAAUAGAUUAUAGUGUUAGGAAGCCUUUUGAUCAGCACCCCAGUAGAAAUCACAGCACAAUCUAGGAAGUUAUUGCAGCACAUCUGACUAUUAUCAUUGUACACCAUUUGCAUUAUUUGCACAUUGUUUGAGUAUGGAAGGUAUUGUUAUCUUGGAAUUCUUUUGCAGGAGAGGGGCUUCCAUCCCCUGAAGUAAAUUUUAGAAUAUCCAGAUAUCUAGCAAAUAGGAAGAGGUCGUGACAGUCAUGAGGUCUAGGAGCUUUUUAUUAUUUUUAAGGGAAUUAACAGAUAUGUACAGGCCCCAGGCACAUAUGAAGAUUCCUUAUGCUGAGUCAGGCCAUUCCCUAUGCUGAGUCCACCUCGCUUUACUGGUAGUAACUCUUUCAGACGGAUCUUUCCUAAUCUUACCUGAAUAAUCCAGGAUUGAACAUGGGGCCUUCUGCAUGCAAAGCAUAUGUUCUACCACUAAGCUACUUACUACCUCCUGGUCUUACAUUGUUUUUAAAGUAAUAACGCCAUGUUUUCCAGGCUUGCGAUAUUACUGGUGGCAUUUACUUGAAAGUUCCCCAUAUGCCAUCUCUGCUGCAGUAUUUGCUGGUGAGUUCCACUUUUCUAAUCACCUCUAUAUUUAUUCUGGUUCAAAAGUGCUCCAUGAAGAAGCUUGUAUAAAUUGUUGGGCCAAGAGUCAUGCCUGCAUUUUGUGUGAUGAUCUGUAGAGUGCCCCUUUUCUUCUUGACAUAUGGGAUGCCAAAACCUUUUGUGGCCUUGGAUUGAUUCUCAGUGCAGUGAUUUACAGUUUUUUUAAAGCUUUCCAGGGAGGGUAAAUGAAUAAAUUUUGUGCUAACAUUUUGGAUAGGUAGACUUUGCUCCAUAGAGCAUAGCUGUAUAAGAGGCUCUCAGUCAUGAGAUAAAAUCAGGGGUCAGCAAACUUUUUCAGCAGGGCAGUUCACUGUCCCUCAGACCUUGUGGGGGGCCGGACUAUAUUUUGGAAAAAUAAAUGAACGAAUUCCUAUGCCCCACAAAUAACCCAGAGAUGCAUUUUAAAUAAAAGCACACAUUCUACUCAUGUAAAAACACCAGGCAGGCCCCACAAAUAACCCAUAAAAUGCAGAGAUGCAUUUUAAAUAAAAGGAUACAUUCUACUCAUGUAAAAACACACUGAUUCCCGGAUCAUCCGCGGGCUGGGUUGAGAAGGCGAUUGGGCCUGAUCCAGCCCCCCGGGCCUUACUUUGCCUACCCAUGGAUUAAAUGGAGCCUCCAGGUUCAGAGACAAUGUGCUUGUGAACAUAAGACAAUGCACCGUGCUUUCAAGCUGCGAAAGACAACUGACUAACCACCAUUGGAAACAAAGCAACGGGCUCAGCAGACAUUGGCUUUAUCCAGGAAGCAAGUCCUUGACAUUCUUAGUCCUCAGAUCCAGGUGUGGGCAGACUUAAGGCUUGUGGAAUUUACCUGGCUGUCAGCAUCUUUUUUAUACUGGAACCCCAAUGUCUCCCAACUAAAGCCAGGUGUGAAACAGUGGCUCAUUGGGUGGCGCCAGUUGCCAAAUGAACCCCAUGAACCACCCACUAGAGUGACCUGGAUAUGCAAGGUCAAAGCCACAUCUGGGUUACUAUGCUCAAGGAUUCUAACAAUGUACAAUAGUUUAGAAAAAAACUUACUGUGUUGUGACAAUUGGGAGUUGGGAACUCCUGUCAAACAUUGCAAAUCACCCUGUGCUUUUCGAAUGCAUCCUAAUCUACCUUCACCUGACCCCUACUUUAAUCUAGCCAUGUUCUCUGAAGUUAGAAAGCUGCUGCUGCUGCUAUUAUUAUUAUUAUUACAGUGGGUAUAUCUGCCUGACCAAGAACAAAGAUCGCAGCUAAUUCUCCCACCCCCUGUUCAUGUUGACUACCGAGCUGCCUGCUUCUGCCACAGAAAUCUCAUUGAAAUCGGUUAUGUCUGCUCUGUGUGUUUGUCAAGUAAGUCUUAUUAUCUGAUUGGUUUCACCAGGUUUUGAUUGAUUUCUGUAGCCUUCCUUAACUAGUCUACAGACUGUCUGAAUGUAUCUGUUGUUGUUCUUUUGUCCACACAGUAUUCUGCAGCUUCAGUCCAAUUUGCACCACUUGUGAGUAAGUGACCUUGAUAUAUAUUUAUAUAUAUAUGUAUUUAAAAUAAAACAUGUCCAGGUAGGGCUGCAUUUGUUCUGCAUUCUCUGCAUAAAAGCAAUAAAAAGUUUCUGGCCCUCAUUCUUGCAGAGAGAGGGUUUCAGACAUGUGUUCAUCAUGGGCAUAGUUUUCAGUAGUUUGUAGACAGGAAUUUGACCCCUUCCCCUUUUUAGCUGCAUGACCCUACUAGACAUGUUGAAGAUUCAGGACAAAUAACAAGUACCUGUUCACACAAUGCAUGUGGAAUUUGCUCCCACAAUAAGUGAUGAUGGCCACCAGCUGGGACAACUUUAAAAUAGUAGACAAAUUAUGGCGGAUGUGGCUACCAAUGGCUGUUGGCCACAAUGGCCACGUUCUGGCUCCACUGUGCCUCUGGACACAGGCCCCUGGGAACUGUGGAUAAGGUGAGUACUGUUGCACCCGGGUUCUCCUUGUGGGCUUCCCAUAGGCACCUGGAGCAAGGCGGGAGCAGUUAGGUAACAAAAGCAACAUCAGGUGAAACAAGCCAUUGUUACUUUGCCUGAUCACAAGACUGAUCCUGGAUUGUUCAACGCAUCUUAGAUAAAACAAACAAUGGCUUAAUGUUAUGUGUGAACACAUCCACAGGUGCAGCUUCUAGCAACCCAGCCAGGAUUAUUAUUUUUUGUCAUUCCAGGACUGCAUUCAAGAUUUCACUGCCAGCUGUCAUGAAGUCUAAGAAAAAGAAAUUGAAAUUGGCUGUCUAACAGCAUUGUUGAUUUCCAUGUGAAUUUCACAUUGUAGCUGUUAAGCUACCCAUGACGGUUAUGGGACACUGGAAAAGAGGGACCUGUAUGAUAAUCUCUGGGGCUAAACGUUUUGGAACAGCCACAUACGUUGGAUGCAACUAGUCUGUUCAGUGGCCCAUGUUGACACUUAAAACUUGUGCUAUAUUACAAAGUCAGGAUGGUUAAUCUGUAACUGCCUUGGACCAACGGCUUCAGCUAGUGCAGCUGUAAAGCCAGAAAUGCGUAAACCCAAGAGUGAUGCUUCUCUAAUAUAGCAUCCUUGGACCAACUGCUCCGUUUGGAACAAAUCAAAUCAAUUUAAGCCGUGACACUUCCUUUAAAACGAAAGCCCCAAUUAUUUAAAUAGAAAUCUAAUAUUUGCUUUAGGAACUGAAAUUUUGGGGCUCCUGGGCUGGUCCUGUAGAGCUCCUUUCAAAUUAGUAGAAAGAACUGCCUGAUUUAAAGAGUGCAGAAGCCUUGGACUCUAGACUGCUCUGAGCUAUGGUUUUCAGUAUGGUUAACAAUGCAUCUUAGGUAUUUGUCCACCCUCACCACACUUUUUAAUAGUGAUCACUACAUCUGCUUUUAAACAGAGCCAGCUCAGCCAAAAAUUAAGCUGGAACAAGCAGAUUAACCUAUCACAGUUAAAUGCCACUAUUGAAAGCAGACCAACAGCUGCUUGGCAAUUUCAGUAAUGAAACUGAGUCACAUGCUUCCAUGCCGUGAAUUAUCCCUGUUUCCUAACAGAAUGAAGGAAUUCUGACAAAGGCGGCUGCUGCUCAUGCUGAGUUUGCUCUGCUUUGAGAACCAGGAAAGGUUUGGUCUUCCACACUGCAGUACCAAGUGGCUUAUCCUGUCUCAUGUUUGACCAGCCGCAAGGAAAGAUUGAAUAGUGUGCUGAGGCACAACCUUUUCUCCUUUUCUGUACUUCUGGCAGAAAGCCUCUGCCAUGCAAUUUUAUUUCCUUGAAUGUUGGACAUGGUUUCAGCACAGCCAAAACACACUUUCUUCCAUCCUUCCACAAACAGUUGUCUGUGUGUGCUUUGCUUCCUGAGCCCAAAUUUAAAUAUUUAUCUUACAUUUGGUGGUCUAUCAGGAACCAGUGCUUUCUAGAGACGCUGUAAUUUAUUAACAGGCCUGUAUAUUAUACUGAAUCUUUGCCAUCUCAAUGCUAUUUUGUUUUACAAAUGUUUUGUAACUUUUCGUUAAUAAACUGCUUCUAAGAACACAG